Sinocyclocheilus grahami is the source of this 3381-nucleotide messenger RNA. It is a transcript of the gene kdf1a, whose product is annotated as keratinocyte differentiation factor 1a. Lineage: Eukaryota; Metazoa; Chordata; Actinopteri; Cypriniformes; Cyprinidae. The transcript is spliced from 4 exons. The coding region runs from base 303 to 1457 and encodes 384 amino acids. Gene Ontology annotation, biological process: regulation of epidermal cell division; keratinocyte development. The record is from RefSeq and is a predicted model, not a curated record. Gene Ontology annotation, cellular component: cell junction.
GCAACACAUCCGUUUGGAGGGCGUGACGUCACUGCUUACCUGUAGCCGCAGGUGAAGAACGGCACGAAUCUCGCCGAGCCAAGCUUUAUUAGUAUGAGCCGACUCUGAAAGCGCGUGCUGCGCGACGAAAUCGACACGUUGGACCCGUUUUCAGUCAGUGAGUCGAAGCUAAGAUCGACGAAGCAGAGGUUAUAACGCGUCAGAAGGAACAUAUUUCACACUCGGGCUACUUCCGCGAUCUUGAACGUUCAAAACAACUGAAGAUUUCACCCGAGCCUAUGCGGUCCUGAAUGUGGUGAGUUAUGCCUGGCCACAGCACAGGAUCACAUCACAAGACGCAUCCUCAUAGCUCAAGCCGCUCUAGGGCCGAUGGCUACAGGCAAAGCCGCACCUGCUCCAAGGACAGCAGCACCAGUCAGGAGACCUUCAAGGAGAUCUACAGCGAGCAACCUCGUAGCAUAGACUCGCAGUUCCCCCAUAAAACCCAUCCUCUCUACGCCAAUGGACGAGGUUCAGAAACCCUGGGCUUUUUCCCAGGCUCCGCCGACUCUCCUCAAGGUACGCAAGCCUGCGGCUCAUGUGCCUCUCUUGGCUGGAGUGGUUGCAAAGCUCUGCUUUGCUGCAUUCUGACUUGUGGGCUUUACGGGUCUCGCAAACCUUGCUUGCCGCCCAACGAGAGCUCCACUGACAACCCUUUAAAAGCCGAGCCGGAACCGAGGAAGCCUAAUGGAUUGGCUCUGUCCAAUCCCACGUGCGGCGUAAACCUCGAACCGAGCAAAAAGAUGCAGUUGCUAAGCUCUGGAAGCUUCAGGUACGGCGACGUUUAUUUUGCUGGCAAGAAAGUGGAGUACCCUGCCAACUCCGAGGCACCUCCAAGACGGACCAGAACGGCUGGAAAGGGCGACAACAACCAGCGUCCCAUCAGUAACACCAGUAUCUACUCGAGGGAGGAUUUGGAUCUAGACGACCUGGAUGACGGCGGCACUGAUAUCGACUCGCUAAUCACAAAAAAGCUUCUAGAACUUUAUAAAAUGCACCAGAUCGAGCAGCUUGCCAAAUGCACAUCCGACGUGUCCUUCUCCCGGAAAACCAACGAGAUCAGCGAUCUGAUCAACAGCAUUGCUCAGGACUACAACUUGGAGGAGCAAGAAGCGGAGUGUCGGCUGGUGCACGGCGUCAUACGCAUCAGCACCCGCAACAAAUCCUCGAAAGGUUACAAAAGCAAGGACUAUAAAUCGCACGAUGCAAUGCAGCAUACUAACGGGAGGAGGGAUGGAACGCUGCCCGACAGUGGGAACGAGACCAUGACCUUCACCUUUAGUGAUGGUGAACCCGAGGUGCUAGUGUCAGAACUGACACCGUCAGAUGAGCUUGCCCGAAAGAUGAGAGGCCACAGUGGGAAAAAUUACUACUCGAGCUCGGCCACAGACUCAUCAGGGGCUCCACUACUGCGCUAACACGCCAGCUGUUCCCUCUCAAUUAUUACUGCCUAACUAGUGUUCAUCUCUGUCCUUGUGCUCCUCUCAAAUUUCAGUGAAAGCAGUUAUGCUAAGGACAGUUUGUGUUUGUCCGAAUGCCCAAAGACUGCUGUCGUCCCACAGCUUCUGUCAUGAGUGUAAUGUUAAACAAAGGAGCCUGUUGCAAAAACCAAUGGUUUCCUACUGCCCUCGCCAGAAGCCAUGUGGAUUGUUACAUAAUGGACAAGUUUCCUGACCAAACCAUUGGCAUCAAAGGGUAUCUAAGUAUUGCUUCUAAUUAUCGUCAUAAGCGGUGAUGUAUCUAGUAAAUAUGCAUGUAUUCGGCACAGAUUAAUAGCAACAACGAGACUUAAACUAGUUGCCAUUCAUCGGAGUGCUUUGCUCUAGUAGCCCGUUCUUCAAGUGUUGCCUCAGAUGAAUAAUCUGUCCACCUUGUUUUUUGUUUAAAUGAUUUAAUGCAAUUUAAUGUUGUUUUGGGACUGUUUGCGGUCACCUACAUCUGUAUGGUGGAACAGCAGUUUUGAAAUGCUUUGUACAGAUUUUUUUUUUUUGGCCAAUUUUUUGUAUCGAAAUAAAAAGGGAGUUUCCUCUCAUUUUCUGUUUUUAUUCAUCACCGUAUACUUUUAAACUAUAUGCACCAUUUUGUCUGUUAUACUGAGUGUGUUGUUUUAGAAAACAACUGUUGUUCUCUAUCACGUAUAAAACAUAUUUACACUCAUACGCGUUAACCACAGAAAUGUCCUGUCUUUACCGCAUGGCAUGUUUCUCAGAAGAUUGCACUGGUGUCCGCCUCCUCCCUCUGGUUCCCUCAGGUCACUGUGCUAUGAACUUGUUUGGCUGGUUUGACAAUAGAAAGGAAAUAAAAUCCUAGUGUUUGUUGGAGUUGUACAUUGCGGAGGAGGGGCAAACUCCAGAGAAAAUUCCCCUCGCAACUGUCCUCUUUUUGACUACGGUUUUACUAGUCCAGAUAGUUUUGUCAUAUCCAACAUAUAGUUUUGAAGGAUUAAUGGGAAAUUAACAAUCAUCAUCAUAAUAAUAAUGGUUUUCUCUUUUUUUUUUUUUCUUUUUACGUGGGCGUGCUAGCAUUCUGUUGUCUUGCUUUUGGAUUGUAAACCAUUUCGGACUCAAUUAAUUACAUGAAAUUGCAUCUUGCUUAACUAAUGUUUUGGUCAGAUUAGCAUAAAUUCAGAUGUUUAUGCAGGAUAAGAUUGAAAAUCCAAAACAACCAUUUCAUUCUAGAGAUAAAUUGAUACUAUAGUGAAAGUCAUGCAUUGAACUACAGUUUCAAAUGGUUAUCAUUCUAAAAUGUAUCAUUUCAUGUACUGUAUUUUUUUUAACAAGUCAUCAUUUAACAUCAAAAAGUUAUUUUUUUUGUCUUAAUCCUCACAAGAGGGCACUAUAGUACACACUAUCUAGAGAGAGGAAUCUAAACCUGGAGACACUGAUACAAUAAAGACCAGCUAUGAGUUGUUUUCUUAUGUAUUUGUGUGUAUGGACAGUUCAGACAUUAUAAUAUUAUGUCUUUAAUUUGUGUACAAAUCUGCACAUCGAGCACUAUUGUAUAGUUUUUGUAAAGAAAAUGUCCAGAAGUCCAAACUUGUACAGAGCACUGGUAUUCAGGCCAUCCGGAAUGGCAUACUACUAAUUCUGCAUAACAUGUGCACAUUCUAUGUAAAUAUGCAAAAUGUGCAUACCUUUUGUCUGUGCAUGCUAAGACCUGUAUGCAACGGGUCACACUAUUCUACUUUGGAAUGCAACUUGUAACAGAAAUGUGGCUUAAAAAUGCAAAUUAACAUUUUUUUUCCAAAAUAAAAAAUGGAUGCUAUUCUCUAACAUGCAAUGUUUGAAAGGUUUAUAAUUGCAAAAAAAUUGUACAUGCUAUAAAAAAAAAAUGCAGUAUGCA